Mus caroli (Ryukyu mouse) is the source of this 2109-nucleotide messenger RNA. RefSeq names its product matrix remodeling associated 7 (gene Mxra7). The record is from RefSeq and is a predicted model, not a curated record. NCBI's taxonomy places the organism in Eukaryota, Metazoa, Chordata, Mammalia, Rodentia, Muridae.
ACUCCGAAUCACUCUGAGGGCGCGAGGGGCGUGGGCUUGACGAAACUCCGCCUCUGGGCGUGGCCUGGCGGCGGGGCGCGGCGGGCUCCCUCGGGGUCCGGGCUGGCGGCCACUCGGCGGCCACGGCGCGAUGGAGUCGCCGGUCGAGCUGCUGGCCGCGCUACCCGCCUUGGUCACGGCGCUAGCGCUGCUGCUCGCCUGGCUGCUGCUGCGGCGUGGGGCGGCCCGGGUCCCGGCCCCGGAGAGCACCGCCCCGGCCGAGGCCCCCGGGGAUCCUGCGCCGCCUGAACCUCCAGAGUCUUGCGCCCCGGAGCCCGCACCGGAGGGACCGAGCCAGUCCGAGCGCGUGGCGGAGCCGGAGGAGUCCGAGGCGGAGGAGCCAGCGGCCGAGGGGAGGCAGGAUGAAGACUCAGACAGUGAGAUGGGACCACCCACUGAAGAACCUGAGGAAGAAGAUGGAGCAGCCUUCUCCUUUAAGUACAGCCCUGGGCAGCUGAGGGGAAGCCAGUACAAGAAGAUGAUGACCAAAGAAGAACUGGAGGAGGAACAGAGAGUUCAGAAAGAACAGCUGGCUGCCAUCUUCAAGCUCAUGAAGGACAACAAGGACACCUUUGGCGAGAUGUCAGACGGGGACAUGCAGGAGCAACUCCGACUCUAUGACAUGUAGGCCUGUCACCCGGCAAGAUGUGACCCAGGACGCCCUGACAACUCUGAGGGACUCGGCCCAGGCCGUUGUGACUCCCAGACCUUUGUUUGAAAGACUGUCUUAUAAAAACAGAGAGACCUGUGCUAUGUAAGGAUCUGCAAUUUAUAUAUCACGUCAGAGGAACCUACAUCAUUUCUCCAGGGAGGAAACCCCUGAUGGCCCUGGCUUCAGCUUGCUGGUGUGGGUUCAGCUGGGCCGUGUUCUACAGACUCAGAGCGGGGGGCCGGGGGAGAUGAUGAGACUCGGUGUUUGGCACCUAAGUUUUUAGUGUAGACAAAAUACAGGGUGCUAUGGGGGGAGGAUAUAGGUGUGAUCUAGUAACACCACACUCUUCAUUCUGCCCUAGGGUUAUUUCUGGAAGCAUCUGGGGUGGUAGUUGAAGCAAGCAGUAGAGGAGCAAUAUUUUAGUAAAAGUCUGAUUGAAAGGCCCAGCCAUCACCCUGGGGCAGAACCGUGGGGUCACUGCUGAAGCUUGUCCUCAGUAUAGUCACGCCUUGAGCGUGUCUGGCACACAGAAGAUUAUGCCAGACACAUAGCAGGAGCCCUGGGUAGAGCAUGUGUGUCCUAAGAUCAAGGCCCCUGAGUUCCACCCCCAGCACCAGACACCUUCCUCCCCACACCCUACCCCAGCUCAAAAAAGACACCAUGAUCAGUCCCCUUGGUGAGACCAACGGCCUUUAGAGAAUGAGAAAUUACCAGAAAGCAUCCCGGUGUCAUCUAGAAUAAGUGCCAAGGUAGACCACUCAGCAAUGAUGGGGGUGGGGGUCACAGCAGCUCCUUUAUACCCACUUCUUGUCCUACUUCUUAUCACCCCACUGGCCAGAGGGUUCAUAGGCUGAGCAGACCGAGUCAAGGUUAUCCUAAGGAAAGAAGAAGGAAAGUUUUUUGUUUUUCUUUCUCCAGACCGGGUUUCUCUGUGUAGCCCCGGCUGUCCUGAAGCUCACUCUGUAGACCAGGCUGGUCUGGAACUCAGAGAUCCACCUGCCUCUGCCUCUGAGUGCUGUGAUUAAAGCCUUGUGCUACCACUGCCUGGCCAGUGGGAAAGCUCUUAAGGUCCGUUUUUAUUUGCUAAAAUAAAGCUAAAUUGAUAUAGAGAUUUAGCUCGAAGUAUAGAGACCGGAGUUAACUAUCCGCGUGUGUAUGUGCGUGCGUGCGUGCGUGCGUGCGUGUGUGUGUGUUGCAUGUGAGUGCAGGUGCCUGGAGAGGGCUCUGCAGUAGAGGGUGCUUGCUGCUCUUCCACAGGACCUCAGUGCGGUUCCCACGGCCACGGCAGGCAGCUCACAGCUUCCUGUGACUCCAGGUCCAGAGCACGGGCGCCUCCUCCUCUUCUUGCCUCCCCGGGUCUCAUGCUUAUGUUCGCACUCGCACGUGCACACAGAUGAUGAAAUAAAUGUAUCUGCAGA